AUGAAACUUUCUGCUCUCGCCAAAAUCGCCGUGUUUCUCCACGGCGUGUAUGGAAUUGCCUUUGAGCCCUACAACGUGCUGCUGUUGAGCAAAAGCUCUUUUUUCGAGCAGUUUGACUAUGAUUCCGUGCAAAGUUCCCACUGGGUUCCGUCACGCGGCGAAAAAUCCGACGGCUCGAAGUAUUUGGGCGAGUGGGCGGUCGAAGAGCCCACGAUGUAUCCCGGAUUUGCCGGAGACCGGGCGUUGGUGAUGAAAAGCGAGGCGGCUUACUAUGCCAUUUCUCGGCGGUUGGACACUCCGUUGAAAACGGCCAAAAGCGACGUGGUGUUGCAGUUUGAGGUGAAGUUCCAGGACGGAAUCACAUGCGGUGGCGCCUACGUCAAGUUGUUGACUGAUGCCAGCGACCAGGACCACUUUUCUGACCGCACGCCUUUUGAAAUCAUGUUUGGGCCCGAUCUCUGCGGCUCCAGCAACAGAGUGCUCUUCAUUGUCAAGACGCAAGUCGGCUCUGAAGUGGUGGAGUCCCGGAUCCGGACGCCGCCCAUGGCCCGCGAGAACCGCUUGUCCAACUUGUAUACGCUUGUUCUCCGGAAAAACUACGAUGUGGAAAUCCGCAUCAACGGCGACGUGGCCAAGGCCAGCAAUCUCUUCACGCCGCAUUUCAUGGUGCCUCCGUUGUCCGAGCCCGAGUACAUCGAGGACGCCGAGGCCACAAAGCCGGACGACUGGGACGACCGCCGUUUUGUCGAAGACGAAACCGCACACAAGCCAGACAAUUGGGACUCGGACCACGGAGCAAUGUGGAUUCCAAACCCGGACAUCGAAAAGCCUGCGGGCUGGAACGACGACGAAACUCAGCCGGAGUACAUCAGAGACCCCGAGGCCGAAAAACCGCAAGACUGGGACGAAACAGAAGAUGGCGAGUGGAAAGCGCCUUUGAUCAGAAAUCCUCUCUGUCUUUACGGCUGUGGCCACUGGGAGGCGCCCAAAAUCGUCAAUCCAAACUAUAAAGGCGCGUGGGUGCCACCGCAAAUCCCCAAUCCAAAUUAUCAGGGCGAGUGGACACCACCAAAGAUGAAAAACCCAGCGUACACGGGCAAGAACGAAAUCGACUUUAGCCCAGUGGAAGCUCUUGGGAUCGAAGUCUGGAGCAUGCAAGCCGGUGUUCUGUUUGAUAACAUCUACUUGGGCCAUUCUGUCAAGGAAGCUCAAAAGAUCGGAAAUGCCACAUUUGUCCCUAAAAGCGAAGCAGAAUACGCUGAUUACGAGAAGAACAAACCUAAACCAAAGCAUGAACCAGCUAAGCCACCCAGAUCUUUUGAAGACAUGCUUGAAGACGAGUCUGUUUCUCAGUUUUCCCAGUUUGUGGAAUUUUUGCGUUUGCUUGUAUGGACUCGGUACAUGAGCGUAAAAGAUUUCUGGGCCAUGUUCGAAGCUGACCCCGUUUACACGAUUAGCUCGCAUCCAUUCAAAUUCGCCUUCUACUGUGCCGUUUUCCUUAUAGUAUUUACAUUUGUCUUUGGAGCAAUCAACAUUGUGGCUUUCAUGGUGUUGAAAAAGGACACGCCGGCGGCGCCGGAAAAGAAAGAGAAGGAAGCUGAAAAGGAGAAAAUAAAGGAGCUUUCUGAGGAGGAGGUUCUUGAAAUAAUCAGGGGAACUGGGGCUCUGAGAGGACAAACGGCGCCUAGAAGAAGGAACUAA
This is a messenger RNA of Clavispora lusitaniae ATCC 42720, 1701 nucleotides long. RefSeq names its product calnexin. Gene Ontology annotation, molecular function: calcium ion binding. Gene Ontology annotation, cellular component: endoplasmic reticulum; endoplasmic reticulum membrane. NCBI's taxonomy places the organism in Eukaryota, Fungi, Ascomycota, Pichiomycetes, Serinales, Metschnikowiaceae. Gene Ontology annotation, biological process: protein folding. The record is from RefSeq and is a predicted model, not a curated record.